GGAGAGCAGGAUUGAGAAAGAGAGUGAGGAAAAGAAGUGGCGCUCUGUUUGUAGAGCAAUCUGGGACCAUGCUGUCAAGCAGCUCUCUGAUCUGGAUUGGGGCGCUGCUUCUGGGGCUUAAGGCUUCGCUGACCAGGGCAUCUGAUUUUCAGCACCAUGCUUAUGAGGAGAUGGUGAGGGCUCUUUUUGCCGUCCAAAGCGAUUGCCCCUACAUCACACGCAUCUACAGCAUCGGUCACAGCAUAGAGGGACGGCACCUAUAUGUCCUGGAGUUCAGUGAUAAUCCUGGCAUCCAUGAAGCAUUGGAGCCCGAGUUCAAGUAUGUAGGGAACAUGCAUGGGAAUGAGGUGCUCGGCAGGGAGCUGCUCAUCUACUUAGCCCAGUUCUUGUGUGAAGAAUACCGGGCAGGAAAUGAGCGAAUCACGCACCUCAUCCACGACACACGGAUCCACAUCCUUCCUUCGAUGAACCCAGAUGGAUAUGAGAUUGCAGCCAGUCAGGGUCCCGAGUUCAACGGCUACUUAGUUGGACGUGGAAACUCAAAGGAGGUGGACCUGAACCGCAACUUCCCGGAUCUGAAUGCUCUUAUGUACUACUAUGAGAAGCACAAUGGCCAAAACCACCACCUGCCACUACCAGACAACUGGGAACUACAGGUUGAGCCAGAGACUUUAGCAGUCAUAAAAUGGAUGCAGAAUUACAACUUUGUUCUGUCAGCUAACCUCCACGGUGGAGCUGUAGUCGCCAACUACCCCUUUGAUAGGUCUCGUGAGCCCCGAAUAAGAGGCAAAACUACAUACUCGGCUAGUCCUGAUGAUAAAAUAUUCAGAAAGUUUGCAAAGACGUACUCCUAUGCCCACAGCUGGAUGCAUAAGGGCUGGAAUUGCGGUGAUUACUUUGAUGAAGGAAUCACAAAUGGAGCCAGCUGGUACUCUCUGUCUAAGGGGAUGCAGGACUUCAACUACCUCCAUACGAACUGCUUUGAGAUUACUCUGGAGCUCAGCUGUGAUAAGUUUCCUCCAGCGUCAGCUCUAGCCAGUGAGUGGCUUGCCAACAGAGAGGCUCUGGUGUCCUACAUGGAGCAAGUGCACCAUGGGAUUAAAGGCAUCGUCUAUGAUGAGAACCACAACCCAAUUAGCAAUGCCGUGAUCUCUGUGGCAGGCAUAAACCAUGAUAUCACCAGCGGAACGGAUGGAGAUUAUUUCCGUCUGCUAUUGCCGGGUACCUACACAGUGACGGCUUCUGCACUAGGAUACCAAUCCUUUACCAGCACGGUAACAGUGGGACCGGCUGAAGCUGUACAGUUGCAUUUCUAUUUGAAAGUUCAACCAAAAAGGACAAACUUGCACGUAAAAUUUUAUCCCAACAAGAAAGGUGCAUCAACGGCUAAAAUUCCUCCGACCAACCUUGGCCCAAGAUAAAGUGCAAGUACUCUUCCCUCAACAUAGACAAAACAAGUCUUUGCUUUUUAAACUGAAGAACAACAAAGGGAAACAUGGACUCUCACUGUGAA
Molecule: messenger RNA, 1513 nt
Organism: Carassius auratus (goldfish)
Lineage: Eukaryota; Metazoa; Chordata; Actinopteri; Cypriniformes; Cyprinidae
Product: carboxypeptidase N catalytic chain-like
Exons: 9
Coding region: 69-1421 (450 amino acids)
Biological process (GO): protein processing; peptide metabolic process
Molecular function (GO): metallocarboxypeptidase activity; zinc ion binding
Source: RefSeq, a predicted model, not a curated record